ACUACUAUUAACGAGCCUCGAUGAUGCUUCCUGAACGCAGCAGAGCAAACCAAGAUGGUGAAAUUCGGGCUCCAAUUCAAAGCAACUCUUGAGAAUGUCACCGACUUGAGACCAGAGGGCGAAGACUUUCGCUGGUUUCUGAAGCUCAAAUGUGGAAACUGUGGAGAGAUUCCAGACAAAUGGCAGUAUAUAAACCUGGCGGAGAGUGUACCGUUAAAAGGAGGAAGGGGAAGCGCCAGCAUGGUGCAGAAGUGUAAGCUUUGUUCCAGGGAAAAUUCCAUCGAUAUCCUGGGCGACACCAUUACACCGUAUAACGUUGAGGACAGCGAAAAGUUCAAGACGAUGGUGCAGUUUGAAUGUCGAGGUUUGGAGCCCGUUGACUUCCAGCCGCAGGCUGGCUUUGCUGCACAGGGAGCAGAAUCUGGAACACCAUUUCCUGAAGUAAACCUACUAGAAAAAGAUUGGACAGACUACGAUGAGAAAGUCAAAGAAUCAGUGGGAAUAUAUGAGGUCACGCACAAGUUCAUCAAAUGCUGAUGAUGUUGCCCGACAUGUGACAAGGGACACUAUUGACAAAAAAAAGUUGGUCCAGUUUCCAGAUGGAUGGAUUCCAAUAGGCACAGCGUGGCUUCAGUAUGUGGCAGACAGCAAUUGAUGUGAACAUAUAAAUACAAUUCAGCUUUUUAAAACAUCUUCAAUAAAAAUGAGAAAAUACAAA
Molecule: messenger RNA, 718 nt
Organism: Syngnathus typhle (broad-nosed pipefish)
Lineage: Eukaryota; Metazoa; Chordata; Actinopteri; Syngnathiformes; Syngnathidae
Gene: czib
Product: CXXC motif containing zinc binding protein
Exons: 8
Coding region: 55-537 (160 amino acids)
Molecular function (GO): zinc ion binding
Source: RefSeq, a predicted model, not a curated record